AUGCCUUCGGUGCGACAUAUACCAGAAAACAAACGAAGGUCUCGCACGGGAUGCUUGACGUGUCGCAAGCGGCGGAGGAAAUGCGAUGAGGNNGGGAAGCCAAGUUGUCAGAAUUGCUCUGAGAGGAGCGUGACAUGCAGAUAUGGUGACUUGACAUUUGUAUCAGAUGGACCGCGAAGAUCCUUCGCAGAUGGUGACACGUCGCAAGUAGACGUCGGCGAUGCCUCUCAUGCUACAGUGGCAUCGCCAUCGGUAACAGCACCUCAGUUACCCGACGAUAGUGUCAGCUAUCACGGGCCCGAUGUUGGUGAUUUGACACUCAGCCAUGUUCGGGAGCCUUCAACCCCCCAAUCUAUUGCCUCCAAUGCUGCGGUGGUGGUUGUUGCUAGACGAAAUGUCCCUGACAGCAACCUAACUCCGGCCUGGACGUCAAACGAUCCCACGGAUGGCAUGAGCUAUGCAGAAAUCACGCCUCAGCAGCCAACAUAUGAGCGCCCGUGGCAGCAGCGUUCAAUGAACAGACAAUCUACACUACUACGGUUCAGAUACCAGGUGGUACCUUGGAUCGAAUCUAAUAACUGCAGGUCAAUAUUUGGACCAGCAAUCAUGAUUCUAGCGCGUGACAGCAAGAUUGUUUCUGAUUGCAUUUCUGCCUGCGUUCAAUCGAGAGACGAGAGUCUUGGUCUGGGAGGCACCCUAACUGCUGGCUCGACUGUGCCCUCGAGGCUUCUGGAACAGCUGACUCACGAAGAUGCUUUUACCGCAGACGUGGGAGUUGCACUGCUCUCGAUCAGCAGCGUAUUUUACACAUCGCCUUCAGAUUGGGCUGUCAUUGCCUCCACCUGUGAAGAGCGUCAGGCCGAGUCUGUUCUAUCGGCAGGAGGGUUCGAGCUCACACCAGAGCCUUUGAAGUCGCUCUUACGAUUGCAAUUGAAAAUUGGUAAGCGAUGA
Molecule: messenger RNA, 951 nt
Organism: Aureobasidium musti
Lineage: Eukaryota; Fungi; Ascomycota; Dothideomycetes; Dothideales; Saccotheciaceae
Source: the annotation of a GenBank genome assembly